Molecule: messenger RNA, 636 nt
Organism: Penaeus monodon (black tiger shrimp)
Lineage: Eukaryota; Metazoa; Arthropoda; Malacostraca; Decapoda; Penaeidae
Product: U1 small nuclear ribonucleoprotein C-like
Biological process (GO): mRNA splicing, via spliceosome; mRNA 5'-splice site recognition; spliceosomal snRNP assembly
Cellular component (GO): U1 snRNP; nucleus
Molecular function (GO): zinc ion binding; pre-mRNA 5'-splice site binding
Source: RefSeq, a predicted model, not a curated record
CAGGCAUGCGUCCCCCAAUGGGCCCCAUGGGACCAAUGAUGAUGGGUCCAGGUGGCAUGCGACCUCCUAUGAUGGCAGGGCCUCCGCAGAUAAGACAAUAACAAGAGUAGGCCCAAUGGUCACUUGCCUUUGGGUGCUAUCAAUAAUUAGCUCUUGGAUGUAAACUUGAUGCCGUUCCCUGUUUAUACCCUGUUUUGUAGCAGACGAGGUCAUGUCAAGAGGGAAACCUGUUAUCGUGCAGUACAAAGUGUCACAAGAGUUUUCCUUGAGUUUGAGAAUGUGUGACCUUCAUAUUUUUUAAUGUGUUGUGGAUAAAAGGAGGUAUCAUUAUCAUGGUAGUAGUUAUAUGAUUUUUUUUUCCUUUCUUCCUCAUGAUUGUCGUCAAAUGUACUUUUUUUUUGAUGGCAGGAAAUUUCCCACCAUGUGGGUAAAAAAUAAAAUGAAACCUUUCCAUAGGGAUGAAAAGAUAUUUCCAAAUUAUAUCAUAGCUAAAAUGUUUGAUAUUGAGUGUUCUGGAAGUUGCUGUAUGAAUUUACCUGAGUAAAAUUAUGGAUGGUCAUUAAUGACUUUUCUGUUGAUGAUGAUGUAACAGAUGUCACUUAUUCACCAAUUUUUUAUUAUUAAAUGUAAUUAUCA